Messenger RNA from Austrofundulus limnaeus, 1591 nucleotides. RefSeq lists its product as uncharacterized. The record is from RefSeq and is a predicted model, not a curated record. Gene Ontology annotation, cellular component: cytoplasm. Gene Ontology annotation, biological process: programmed cell death. Lineage: Eukaryota; Metazoa; Chordata; Actinopteri; Cyprinodontiformes; Rivulidae.
AUCAGCUGGUGAGAAGAAGCCUCACAGAAAACRCAGAGACUCAGUCAGAGCUGGAUGUGAGAGACGCCUCGAGAACAUGUUCGCUGCUGAAACCAAAGCUUUCAUCAAGAACGUGGGACUCCAAGAAACUCUCAUCCCCAACUCAAACCUAAACGACAAAAUGGAUCUCCUGACUCUGGUGAAAGUCAGCGAGGGAAGUUUCUGGCAUUUUCCAAAGUACCAAAAGAUCCUGUGGACCCUGCCUGACCUGAUAGAGGAGGAGUUUUCUCCAGAUGCUGUGGAGGAAGUUCUGGUGAAGGACUUCAUAACGUCUGUAGAAACCAAAGGGUCCAGUAGGUUGGGGGGAGGAGAGCCGACUGUGGGAGAAGCUAAGMUCUCUGCAGGCACCGACUGUGUGGACUGUCUGGAAGAGCCUGUCAGCAUCCAGAAGACCAGAGCCAAUGUUGAGAAGAUGAGGAAGGUGUUAAGCGGCAGAACCAUCAAACAGGACAAGAUAAAAAAGCUGAAACUGAAGAAGGAGGACAAACUGACCUUUGUUCAUGAGAAAGUUUACAACACCGGAUCUGUGAAACUGAKCAAAAAGACCCAGUAUGACGGGUCCAUCUCAGGUUCCUGUCGGAAGAUGUUGGAUCUUCUCAUCACGGGCCAGAGGAAAGAAGUGACCAGCUUCACCAUCCCAAAGAAUUCCACCUUUGCUUACGGGCUGAUCGAGGUCCUGCUGGAGGACCAGAAGUUGGAUAUCUCAAUAGAACCCUGGAGCCACAAAGCAGGUCUGUUCAGCGACAGCAUCAACUCUGAGACGCUGCAGCAAAUCAGAGAAGGGAUUGAGAUGAAGGAGAGUCUCCUUAAACCUCUGGCAGAUCUUCCAGAAUCCACUCGUCAUGAUCUGCUGAAGAAACUUCAGGAGGUUCUGGAGGUCCAGGACGGUCUGGCUCAGCUGGAGGACAUGCUGGAUCAGAGCGAUAAAGGAUCAGAUGAGAGUCCUCAGUCUCAGGUGGUCUCGUCCUUCAUGGAUCUGAUCGAUGUGUCCAAGGUGUCCACAGCUGUGAGGGACGCUGUCCACCUGCUGGUCAGCGCUGUGGACUCUCUGCUGGACGUGAUGCGCCGUCCUCUGAUCUCCUGCGGUCCCGAGACUCUGAAGGUUCUGGUUCUGAUGGUGGACAGUCUGAAGGAGGACAGGGAGGUCCGUCUCCCUGAGUCCCUGCCUGUCCCCCUGCAGGAGGACGGGGAGCUGCGUUGGGUGGUGGAGCUCCUCUGCUCCUCUGAUGAGACUCUAGCAGACCUGAAGGACAUCUGGGACAGACCUCCUGAGGCUGUGAUGGAGGUUCUGGCUCUGACCGUGCUGGGACUGGACCUGCUGCAGAACACAGGCUGAGCCUGGUUCUGAGGACCCAGUUUAUGUUGAAGCCCUGCUCUGCUGCUUUUAGCCACUUUUAGCUAACCCCAACCCCAUUACCUUUAGCUUCCUUUUGUUCAUUUUAGUUAGCAUUCUGCUCAUUUAAACUUUGACAGCUCAGGUUUAGCUUCUUUCAGUCGUGCUUCGGCUCAGUGCUGUUUGUUUGUUUUAUAAUUAAAUCUGUUGCAAAAUAAG